This is a messenger RNA of Bursaphelenchus xylophilus (pine wood nematode), 612 nucleotides long. Lineage: Eukaryota; Metazoa; Nematoda; Chromadorea; Rhabditida; Aphelenchoididae. The record is from the annotation of a GenBank genome assembly.
AUGCUAAAAUUUUCGGUCAUCGUUCUCCUAUUGCUGGUCGUUGCGACCAACGGCAAGGCGCUGGAAAACGAGACCAAAAGGUCGGUACAUCUUGUACUUGGAAAUGAGAAGGAAGAACUGCCGUUAAGUCCGAUUAAUAGGCCUCAAGAUGAGUUUGAGACGUUGGAACUGAGUUUUCAAGGGCUUGAGGACUUGACGAUUGAUUUCAAAUUAGUGGGAGAUGAUGUUUUGGAAAUGCGAUGGAACUGGAAGAGGAUUCUUUGUCGCCCUUGCAAGAGCAUUUUCAACGUGUUGAAGAGAGAGUUGAAAGAUGGAGCUGGCCUGACGAAGGAGGCGUUAAAAAAUGCAAUUAACGUAAGUCAAAAUAAUAGCCAUAACCAGCCCAGUUUUGAACUCAAAGUCACUCCACGAGCAUCUUAUUAAGACCACUUUUUCCAGCCUUUAAAUAGGCAAUUUUAGAAUCAAUGUAAAAAACAUCUUGGACGUUUGGUUGGAAAGGUCUGCAGCAAAUUGGGAGGCAAAGGGAUCGACGCUCUGUACGAUCUGAUCGUCAAGGAGGACAAGAGAAUUGAUCCACAGCGGUGUUGCAAGAAAGUUGGACUAUGUAAAUAA